Doryrhamphus excisus (bluestripe pipefish) is the source of this 1582-nucleotide messenger RNA. It is a transcript of the gene necap2, whose product is annotated as NECAP endocytosis associated 2. Gene Ontology annotation, cellular component: clathrin vesicle coat; membrane. The record is from RefSeq and is a predicted model, not a curated record. Lineage: Eukaryota; Metazoa; Chordata; Actinopteri; Syngnathiformes; Syngnathidae. Gene Ontology annotation, biological process: endocytosis.
GUUUCGUUUCCUUUGUGGCUUCAACGGCGGCCGAGGUGUUCAGUGAAAGUCGGAAGUUGGGAGUUUCGCCAAGUGACACUUGACAAAAUGGCAGAAGAUAAUAGUUACGAAUCCAUGCUGUGCGUUAAACCGGAGGUCCACGUCUAUCGUAUCCCCCCACGGGCGUCGAACCGCGGAUAUCGUGCAGCCGACUGGAAGCUGGACGAGCCUGCGUGGAGUGGGAGAUUGAAAAUCACGGCAAAGGGCAAGAUGGCCUUCAUCAAGUUGGAGGACAAAAACACAGGAGAGCUUUUUGCCCAAGCUCCUGUUGAUCAGUAUCCAGGGAGUGCAGUUGAAGCAGUCACAGACUCCAGCAGGUAUUUUGUCAUCCGGAUAGAGGAUGGAAAUGGCCGCCAUGCUUUUAUCGGGCUUGGAUUCGCUGAUCGUGGAGACUCCUUUGACUUCAACGUAGCUUUACAAGACCAUUUUAAGUGGGUAAAGCAAGAAGGUGAGCUGGCCAAAAUGGAGGCAUCCCAGAGUACUGAACCGAAGCUGGACCUCAGCUUCAAGGAGGGGCAGACCAUCAAGAUCAGCAUUGGGAACAUCAAGAAGAAGGACGCAUCAAGUGCUAAGCCCCGGCCCGCAGCUGGAGGUUUGCUCCCACCACCACCAGCAGUCAAGGCUGGAGGUGUCAUCCCACCACCUGGCGGCCAGCAGCACACGGCCACACCAGCGCAAACAAACACGGCCCCUCUUUUAGACUUUGGGUCUCCCAGCUCCGAAACGCAGCCCAACUCUGACUUGUGGGGAGACUUCACGUCGGCCGGCUCCAGCUCCACUACAGAUGCCGUCAAAUCAGGAUGGGUGCAGUUUAGUUGAGUGGCGGGCCGGAGGGAGCUCGUGCUCCCGCGUGCACCCGCUUGGUUGCAUACAUUCCGCGGACGGAGAUGAUGGUUUGGGAAGAAAAAAAAAACUGGUUGGACUCCCUCACAGCACCCAGCCAGCGAGGAUCACAUGAACCCUAGCUUGCUCUUUAGGGGGAACCACAUGGUCACAUGUAUAUACAUGGUGCAUACAUUACACCUUUACACUCUAUGCAGGUGGACCACUCUUUUAGUAGCAUGGAGUCGCUUCCCUCUCUGGCCUUAAAUCAAACUUCUCCUUUUAUUUCUGGGAUAGUCACACUGCAUCCCUGAUCAGGAUCCUGUACAGAAUCAAAUCAAAGCAUUUCAUUGUCUUCCUUUUCUUUCUCCAGUCUUCUCAAAGUUUGUGUGUUCAAUAACUAUUCCCAUUCUUUUCUUUUAGGAGGCCCUGCAAUACUGAGCUUGGUAGUGCUGGUGUGUGUUGUUUUUUUUUUUACAUUUAAAGAUUUUAAAAUUUUAUUGAAAGUCUCAGAUAUACUGGAUGAAUUCAUAUAUGUCGUUUAUUUCUUUGAAAUCUAUUACAAUGCUUUUCAUGUGCCUUUUACUAAAAAGGAAUUUCCUUUAAUUUUAUUCAAAAGUUGCACUGAGUAUUUGAAUAAGUGCCUCUCAGUAGAAGAAAAAAAAAUAAUUGUACAAAAUUCUAUGUAAAUAAACAAUGUAUUAAAUUUCCUUUUUCUUUU